Molecule: messenger RNA, 1510 nt
Organism: Cydia fagiglandana
Lineage: Eukaryota; Metazoa; Arthropoda; Insecta; Lepidoptera; Tortricidae
Product: GTP-binding protein REM 1
Exons: 5
Coding region: 106-1341 (411 amino acids)
Cellular component (GO): plasma membrane
Molecular function (GO): calcium channel regulator activity; GTPase activity; GTP binding
Source: RefSeq, a predicted model, not a curated record
AACUAAACUUCAUCAUAAGAACAAAGUAAAUUAACAGUUCGAAACUUUCCUGUAGACUAACAGUCAAAUAUUUAACACCGCUUUGAUCCAUUAUUAAUUGUACAAAUGAGUGAGCGAUGCAACAAGUCCACCCGCCCGCCCGUCAGUACCGCCGCGAUCAUGGCAUCGGACGGACGCACGAAGCGCUCGCAGUCGAUAUGCGCGCCGGCCUCCGCUAGCAUGGAGGCCCUCGUGGCCCCAAUGGAGACCACACCCGCGCCGCGCCGCCGCCCCGCGGCCCGCUCCCAAUCCGCCAGAAUAACCGGCGGCCGAAGUGUCAGACAGCGGCGACAGCAACAGCAACAGCAGCUGGAUAGAGAGACCAGAGCGCGCUACAGCUCCGAACCACGACUAGCAGAAGCAGAAACACCCCCUCAAGUGAGAAGGCAAGCGUCCGCAAGACGUCGACCGCCGCCCGGACAUAACACCCAACCGCGCCGCUCCAAUGCCUUCCUGGAUGUCCCGAAACCACAUCAACCAGAACAGGAGGAACCCGACGAGGACUCCUACAGACUCCGCACGUUCAACAUCACGCAGAAAGGAGGAAUCGUCAACCGCGGCGACUCAUUCCGACGCCGUCGCUCCCGCUCCGGUUCGCUAGCGCCGUCGCCUGCGCAGCCCGAGCCCAGCGAACGACGUGUGGUCGCCCUACACAGGGUCGCCAUGGUCGGUGCGCCUGGCGUGGGGAAGACUGCCUUGAUCAGCCAGUUCCAGACUAGCGAGUGUAUUAACGCGUAUGACAGACAGAGAGAUCCUGAUGCGGAACAGAAAGUAUCCAUUAUGCUAAACGGGGAGGAAUCAGAAUUAUACUUCGUCAACUGUACUACUACUAAGGAGGAGAUUGACCGAUCGGAGCCUCCAGACGCAUUCGUGGUGAUAUACAGCGUGGUCGACAAGGCAUCCUUCCAGAAGGCUGAGCAGGAGUUGGCCAGGCUACUGGACUGCGACAUGCUGAGGUCACGGCCAGCUGUGCUGGUUGGGAACAAGAUAGACCUGGCACGGAGUCGGGCUGUCUCAACACAAGAUGGCAAAUGCCUAGCCUGCACAUACAAAGCGAAGUUCGUCGAAGUCUCCGUCGGGAUCAAUCACAAUGUGGACGAACUUCUCGUCGGUAUCCUCAACCAGAUCAGACUAAAGAAACAACAGUAUUCAGCCGAAGGUGGAAGGGAGUCGUCCCCAGCCCAUUGGUACAAAUCCCGAGGCGUAGUACGAGCAAGCAUGAAGGCACGACAAAUGCUCACCUGGAUAUUCGGGAAGGAGGAUUCGAAAUUCAAAAACUGUGAGAAUCUAAACGUCCUGUGAGUAGAGAACGACGGACCUGUGUUCGUCUAAUGGAAUUUGGACUUUGUAACAAGUGUGAUUAGGUGUAAAUUUGCAUUGUGUUCGUUUUAAGUGUUAUAUUCGAUUUUACUUUUAAGUUUUGACGCGGAGACGUUUCAGCCAGUGAGUGAUUUAAGCGGGUGAUAAACGA